AUUUUCCAUAAUCUUAUAAAACAGUUAAAAGGAGACAAGGCAUUAAAAAAAAAAAGGAGCAAAAAUGCGUACAUCACCAUCAUCAUUACCAUUAUCACUUACCAACCCACAUACCAAACCUAAAUUCCAAAACAAUUGUCUCUCUUUACUUCCUUUUUCAACCAUCCUUCUCACCUUUUCCAUCCUUUGCCACCAUUCUCUUGCUUCUCCCCUCCCUCUCAUGUCUCCUUUCUCAAGUUUCUCCCUUCUUUCUUUCUUUCUCACACAAUCACAGGAGUGCACAUAUCUUUCAAAAUAUAUUUAUAUAUUCAUAUAUACAUGGCAAAGGGAUCCAAAAUCUUCUUCUUUUCUACAUGAUCAUUGAUGCUUCUCUAGUUUAUGAUAUCCCUUGCUUUUCUUUGUCCCAACAACAGCAGAAAAGGAUUGAAGAAUUGAGUUGAAGAGGAACCAGGAAGUUAUAGGGGCCUUACAGAAAUGGAUGGAUGGGAAACUUUCACUAAAACAUUCCUCCUAUUCUGCCUCUUACUCUGUCCAGGUCCAAGUGAUACAAGGAAGGUUAAUAUUUCGACUGACCAAAAGGACAUUACCACCCCAAUAACAACGGUACCGACAAUAAUUCCAACAACUCCUACUUCAUCCAGUCCAGUUUUGAAUCCUAAUUCGAAUCCAGAUCCGACAUCACCGGUGACCAUGACUCCGAUGUCUGUUCCGACGACAAUGACAACUCCGGUGUCUUCAGGGGGCAGCUGGUGUGUGGCUAGCCAAAGUGCAUCCCAAACUGCAUUACAAGUAGCUCUAGACUAUGCAUGUGGGUAUGGUGGAGCUGACUGUGCAGCAAUUCAGCCAGGAGGAGGGUGUUAUUAUCCGAACACUCUUGGUGCUCAUGCUUCUUAUGCAUUUAACAGUUAUUACCAGAAGAAUCCAGUUCCCAGUAGCUGUAAUUUUGGAGGAAUUGCUGUCACUACCAACACUGAUCCAAGUAGUGAGACAUGUCAGUAUCAAUCCACAAGCACAAGUUCUUCCACCUUAAACACUACAAAUUCGAAGGGCUCAAAUGUAUUUGGUGCUGUGCCUUCACACCCAUAUCCGUCAACAGCCUCCGUCACCAAAUUAAAUCUCGGGCAGCCUUUUUUCAUCACCAUGGCAUGCCUUAUUUUACUACUGGCCAGAUACUAUAAAUAGAAUAUAUGGACAUAUGAAGAUUACUUCAUAAUCCCUUUUUUUUUUCCUUUUAUCAUAUCUUGGUUGUCACAAGGUUUUUAAUUUUUAAUGAAAAUUAACUAGGGUGAACUAACAGUUUGUGGCGAACUGUUAAUUGGCUGGAGGGCACAUGAAUCUGGGGAGAUUAGUUUUGAGGCCGUGGUUGUAUUUUUUGGUGUGUAGGUUUAGUGAGUGAUGAAUAUUAAAUAGAUAACAUGUAGAAAAGAAAAAGAAAGAAAGUAAAGAAAGGACCUAUUCUGUUUUUCAGUUUUUUAAGAGUUUUUGCCUUUGUGCUAAAAAUGA
This is a messenger RNA of Durio zibethinus, 1503 nucleotides long. RefSeq names its product glucan endo-1,3-beta-glucosidase 3-like. NCBI's taxonomy places the organism in Eukaryota, Viridiplantae, Streptophyta, Magnoliopsida, Malvales, Malvaceae. The record is from RefSeq and is a predicted model, not a curated record.